AUGGAAGACAGCAGAUCUUCGUCACUUAAUAAGAGCCAACCAGCCCUACACCGGCUUUAUACAUUGCUCUGCUAUUACCAAACUAUUAUUAUUCAAUCAGAAAAUAUUGUCGGCAGCGAACCUGAGCAGAGGUUGACGCAGUCUUAUCCGUCGCCGUCGCAAGUAUUCAAGAAACAGGCUGCAGGCAAGAUUUUCUCGGAGGGAAGAGAGAGAGAGUUAGAGAGAGAGAGAGAGCAUGGCGACAUCGACGACCCCUCAAGCUUCAGGACGUUGGACCACGGCUUAAAAGAGAUCUCCAACAACCGGGAGUUCAGGUGCAAUGGUUGCAACACCCUCGGCCAAGGAAGGCGUUACCGUUGCUCCGGCUGCGACUUCGACCUCCACGAACGCUGCGCCACGUGCCCCCUCACUCUCUCCUCCCACCUCCACCCGAGCCACCCGCUCGACCUCGUCUGCCUGUCCCUCGGUAGGGUCUGCGACCUCUGCCGCGAGGAGGUUCGCGGCCUGUACUACAGGUGCGAGCCGUGCGGGUUCGACAUCCACCCGCUGUGCACGGACCUGCUGGCGAUUCCACCGCAAGCUUCCAGGACGUUGAACCAUGGCUCGCAUCCCCACCCUCUCCUAGAGAUCUACAUCAACCAGAAGUUCGGGUGCGAUGGUUGCAACACCCUCGGCCAAGGAAGGCGUUACCGUUGCUCUGGCUGCGACUUCGACCUCCACGAACGCUGCGCCACGUGCCCCGCCACUCUCUCCUCCCACCUCCACCCGAGCCACCCGCUCGACCUCGUCUGCCUGUCCCUCGGUAGGGUCUGCGACCUCUGCCGCGAGGAGGUUCGCGGCCUGUACUACAGGUGCGAGCCGUGCGGGUUCGACAUCCACCCGCUGUGCACGGACCUGCUGGCGAUUCCACCGCAAGCUUCCAGGACGUUAAACCACGGCUUGCAUCCCCACCCUCUCCUUGACAUCUACAUCAACCGGGAGUUCAAGUGCGAUGGUUGCAACGCCCUCGGCCAAGGAAGGCAUUACCGUUGCUCCGGCUGCGACUUCGACCUCCACGAACGCUGCGCCACGUGCCCCGCCACUCUCUCCUCCCACCUCCACCCCAGCCACCCGCUCGACCUCGUCUGCCUGUCCCUCGGUAGGGUCUGCGACCUCUGCCGCGAGGAGGUUCGCGGCCUGUACUACAGGUGCGAGCCGUGCGGGUUCAACAUCCACCCGCUGUGCACGGACCUGCCAGCGACGGUGGAGCACGCCAUGCACCCCCACCAACUCCUCACACUCAGUCGUGGCGAGCCCCGUAAAUGCGCGGUCUGUCAGCAGGUGUGCGAUUCCUGGCGGUACACAAGCCACUGCAAUGGGUUCCCCGUCGACGUCCAUCUGAAGUGCGCCUUCCAAGAGCCAGCGCAGGGUAGCCGGACCGGGACUGGUCCGGGGUCUCCGCAUCAUCACGGCAGCCGCCGGAAGAAGAUUUACUCAUUCCUGGCCGAGACCGCGGUGAAGGCUACCAUCAACUACUUUACUGGGAAUUUCUCCAGCUAA
Messenger RNA from Eucalyptus grandis, 1539 nucleotides. RefSeq lists its product as uncharacterized. Gene Ontology annotation, molecular function: zinc ion binding. Lineage: Eukaryota; Viridiplantae; Streptophyta; Magnoliopsida; Myrtales; Myrtaceae. The record is from RefSeq and is a predicted model, not a curated record. The coding region runs from base 1 to 1539 and encodes 512 amino acids. The transcript is spliced from 2 exons.